AUGGGAAGUGGCACCUCCACUCAACAUCAUUUUGCUUUCCAGAAUGCAGAAAAAGCCUUCAAGGCGGCGGCCCUGAUCCAGAGGUGGUACCGGCGCUACAUGGCACGCCUGGAGAUGAGGCGGCGUUGCACCUGGAGCAUCUUCCAGUCCAUAGAGUAUGCUGGGCAGCAAGAUCAGGUCAAGCUCCAUGAUUUCUUCAGCUACCUUGUGGACCACUUCACCCCCAGCAGCCACAACGAGAGGGAGUUCCUGAACCGCAUGUUCACUGAAGAGAGAUUCCCCAAAGACUCUGAGAUGGAGAAAUGCAAUGACUAUGACUCCAUAGAGGUACCAGCCAAUUACACAGGGCCACAUCUCUCUUUCCCACUCCUUCCGGACCACGCAACUGCCCUAGUUGAAGCUUUCAGACUGAAACAACAGCUCCAUGCUCGCUAUGUCCUGAAUCUUUUGCAUGAAACCAGGAAGCACCUCAGACAGCUGCCAAACAUCAACAGGGUCUCAACCUGUUACAGCGAGGAGAUCACAGUGUGUGGAGAUUUACAUGGCCAGUUGGAUGACUUAAUAUUUAUAUUUUAUAAGAAUGGCCUUCCGUCGCCAGAGCGGGCCUACGUGUUCAACGGUGACUUUGUGGAUCGAGGCAAGGAUUCAGUAGAGAUCCUGAUGGUUCUCUUUGCCUUCAUGUUGGUUUACCCAAAAGAGUUCCAUCUUAAUCGAGGAAACCAUGAGGACCAUAUGGUGAACUUACGAUAUGGCUUCACCAAGGAAGUGAUGUAUAAAUAUAAGAUACAUGGAAAGAAAAUACUGAAAACACUGCAAGAUGUUUUCUGUUGGCUUCCGCUGGCCACUCUGGUUGAUGAGAAAGUCCUGAUUCUUCAUGGUGGUGUAUCAGAUGUGACUGACCUGGAACUUCUAGCUAAACUGGACAGGCACAAGAUUGUUUCCACCAUGAGGUGCAAAAUGAGAAAGGAGAGUGAGAAACAGACAGAGGAUAAGAGAAAAGCCAACCAUUUGAGCUCUCCAGGGAGACCUGCUCCAUGGUUUCUACCCCAAAGCCAGUCUCUCCCCUCUUCGCCCCUGCACCUUAGUUCUCACAAAGCCCACAGAGCUGGACGCUCCUCCAGCAUUCCUUGCAGCACUUCUCUGGACCGGAAAGAGCUCUGCCGACGAGUGCGGCGCUCUGUGGACCUGGAGCUGGAGAGAUGCUGGCAGCAGGCAGGCUUCCCAGUGAUCCAGGAGAAGGAGGAGCCUUUGCUCUUCACGGCAGAGGUAGACUCGGAUGCUGGAGAGUUUCUGGAGCCCACGCAGGAGGAGUGGAAGCAGGUUGUGGAUAUUCUGUGGAGUGAUCCAAUGGCUCAGGAAGGCUGCAAGCCUAACACUGUUCGAGGAGGCGGUUGUUAUUUUGGGCCUAAUGUGACAGAAAAACUGUUACAGAAAUACAACCUGCAAUUCCUAAUCCGUUCUCAUGAGUGCAAACCUGAAGGCUAUGAAUUCUGCCACAAUCGUAAGGUGCUAACCAUCUUUUCUGCCUCCAACUACUAUGAAGUUGGCAGUAACAGAGGAGCCUAUGUCAAAUUGGGGCCAGCCUUGACCCCACAUAUCGUGCAGUAUCAAGCUAACAAGGCAACUCACGCACUAACCAUGAGGCAAAGGAUUAGCAGAGUAGAGGAGUCAGCGCUGAGAGCUCUGCGAGAAAUGUUAUUCGCUCAUUCCUCAGAUCUUCUGGGUGAAUUUAAGAAGCAUGAUGAAGAUAAAACUGGUUUAAUCACCCUGAGUGACUGGGCAACAGCUGUGGAGUCUGUGUUGCAUCUAGGACUGCCAUGGCGAAUGCUGAGGCCACAGCUGGUGUGCAGCUCAACAGAGAGCAUGCUGGAGUACAAGUCCUGGCUGGAGGACUUGGCCAAAGAACAACUGAGCCGUGAGAACAUACAGUCAAGUUUGCUGGAAACACUCUAUCGAAACCGAUCCAACCUGGAGACCAUUUUCAGGAUUAUAGAUAGUGAUCAUUCCGGGUUCAUCUCACUGGACGAGUUCAGGCAGACCUGGAAGCUGUUCAGUUCUCAUAUGAACAUUGACAUCACAGAUGAUUGCAUCUGUGACCUUGCUCGGAGCAUUGACUUCAACAAGGACGGCCACAUUGACAUCAAUGAGUUCCUGGAGGCCUUCCGCCUGGUGGAGCAGUCCUGCUUAGAGGGCAGUACCUCAGAUCGCCCACAGACCACCAACAUUGAUGACAGUGGCUGCAAUAGGCCAGGUGCACACUAA
Orycteropus afer afer is the source of this 2262-nucleotide messenger RNA. RefSeq names its product protein phosphatase with EF-hand domain 2 (gene PPEF2). Gene Ontology annotation, biological process: negative regulation of MAPK cascade; detection of stimulus involved in sensory perception. The record is from RefSeq and is a predicted model, not a curated record. The coding region runs from base 1 to 2262 and encodes 753 amino acids. Gene Ontology annotation, molecular function: iron ion binding; calcium ion binding; manganese ion binding. Lineage: Eukaryota; Metazoa; Chordata; Mammalia; Tubulidentata; Orycteropodidae. Gene Ontology annotation, cellular component: nucleus; cytosol. The transcript is spliced from 16 exons.